GGGUGGGAGCCCUGAUGCUAAAGCUCAGAGCUGGAAAGCAUUCCAAGCUGUGCGGGGGCAUUCGCAGCCCAGUUCCAGAGACUCUUUCCCCGACCCCAGCCCCCACUGCCCUGCAGGUGCAGUGGGCUGGCACUUGGCUGUGAAACUGGAGAGAGCUGGUUUGAGUUUGCACUUUAGUUCCUGUCAGGAAGGGAGCUCUGAGAUCUGAGUUAAUCCCAGUGCUAAGGAUGUCUCAAUUGCUCUGGCCUCUUGUGAGAUUCCUGCUUCUGAUCGAAGUGGCAGCCUCUGUGAACUUUUUCCACCAUCGCUAUGAGCAGCUGGUGCAGGCCCUGUUCAAUGUGCACAACGAGUGUCCUGAUAUCACCAGGAUUUACACUAUUGGCCGCAGUGUCCAGGGGAGACAUCUCUACGUCCUGGAAUUCAGUGACAACCCUGGAAUCCAUGAACUCUGACCCGGACGCCAUUGGGUACCUGACGGGCAGGAACAAUGCCAACGGAGUUGACUUGAACCGUAACUUCCCCGAUCUCAACACUUUCAUGUACUACAAUGAAAAAAAUGGUGGCCCCAAUCACCACAUCCCUCUGCCAGCCAACUGGAAAAGCCAGGUGGAGCCAGAAACGCUGGCUGUCAUUCAGUGGAUGAGCCGCCACAACUUUGUCCUCUCAGCCAAUCUCCACGGUGGAGCUCUAGUGGCGAAUUACCCCUACGACAAAGCCCAGGAGCAGCGGAGCCGGGGCUAUCAGCGCAAAAGCAACACCCCGUCCCCCACUCCUGAUGACAAGCUGUUCCGGAAGCUGGCCAAAGCCUAUUCCUACGCCCACCACUCGAUGCACCAGAGCCCAACCUGCGGAGAACAGUUUGCAGAUGGCAUCACCAAUGGGGCCUCCUGGUAUUCUCUCAGCAAGGGCAUGCAGGACUUUAAUUAUCUUUACACCAACUGCUUUGAGAUCACUCUGGAGCUGAGCUGCGAUAAAUUUCCACCUCAAAAGGACCUGGAGAAGGAGUGGCUGGCGAAUCGUGAGGCGCUCUUCACCUACUUAGAGGAGGUUCAUCAGGGUAUCAAAGGGCUGGUGUCCGAUGAGAACAACAAUGGGAUUGCAGGUGCUGUGAUUUCUGUCCAUGGGAUCGGCCACGAUGUCACUUCCGGUGACCAGGGGGAUUAUUUCCGGUUGCUGCUGCCUGGCACGUACACCAUCACUGCCUCAGCAGAUGGGCAUCAACCACAGACGGUGACAGUAACAGUCGGCCCAGCCGGGCCUUCGCUGGUCCAUUUCCAGCUCAAACAAGACACAAUAAAGGGGCCCAUGGAGAAAAAGGCCCCAGCCACCAGCCUGAGCAGCAAAGCCCUUCAGAAGAAGGUAGUGCCGAGAGCAGCCCAUAAGAAGACACAGAGAUGAAGAUGGCCCAAUCAGCCAAGAACUGGAGGAGUCCUAUGAAGCAGCUGAGAUCGAGAACUCCAGCAAGUGAACGUCCUAACGCAGCAUAACAAGCCCAAAUUGCCUAGUUAAAUAUCUCUGCAUUUAAUAAACUCCUGAGCAAAUAGUGAACUCAUUCAGAAAGA
Trachemys scripta elegans is the source of this 1562-nucleotide messenger RNA. It is a transcript of the gene CPN1, whose product is annotated as carboxypeptidase N subunit 1. The transcript has 8 exons. NCBI's taxonomy places the organism in Eukaryota, Metazoa, Chordata, Testudines, Emydidae. The record is from RefSeq and is a predicted model, not a curated record. Gene Ontology annotation, biological process: proteolysis. Gene Ontology annotation, molecular function: zinc ion binding; metallocarboxypeptidase activity. Bases 310 to 1398 code for a protein of 362 amino acids.